Molecule: messenger RNA, 1227 nt
Organism: Paramecium sonneborni
Lineage: Eukaryota; Ciliophora; Oligohymenophorea; Peniculida; Parameciidae
Source: the annotation of a GenBank genome assembly
AUGAGACUAGACAACACGUCAUUUGAUAAGAUGUAAUAAGUAUAAAGUAGAAAAUAAGGAAAAGAAAAUCAAAUAGAAAUGAAAACUAGAAUUCAUGUUAGUAGAUUAAUUGUUGGAGUUACUUGGACAUCAUAAACCUUUAUUUUUAUUACCAGUUAAUUAAACAAGUAGAUACUGGUGCAAUAACUUUAAGUGAAAUAAGUUUUAAAAUAUGCAAGACGUGGAAUUAAAUAUUUUUUCAAAAUAAUAAAAAGAAGCCAAAGGAGUAUGAAUAAUAGGUACUUAUCUAGUUUAUAAGACAAAACCAUCAGGAUAUUAGAUAACUAAAACAUCUUUACUUUGGCAGAAUUGUACAAAGAUUGUAACAAAGGAGUUAAAGAUAAUAAAGAAGUCAAAGAUAUAUAAUUCAUGACUCCAUUGACAAAAGUUCAUGUUAACCAAGUAGUUAAGAAUGUUUAGCCAUAAAAGGGAUAACACCAGAAUCUAUAAUAAUUUAUUAAUAAAUAAGAUUUUUCAAUUAAAGCAAUAUCUGAUUGUAGAAUUAAAUUUACUUAAUUUAUACUAUUAGUAUCUCCAUCAUCUAGAUAUUAUUAAGUACAAUAAUUUAUUAAAGAAUAGAGUCAAAAUCAAAAUUACAUUAUUUAAGGAAGAAUUAAACAAUUGUUCUGUCUCUUAUUUGAAAAAACAAUAUUAAAGGGAACUCCUAUUUAAUUAACUCAAUUUAGAAAUGAGGUACUAUGAAGAUGUGCUAUCAAAUACUUAUUUAUGAUGAUUGAUGAAGAUACAUGUAUUAAUGAAAUUUGAUUAUUAUUUUUUUAGCUUGAUACAUUUUUGUAUAAGUAAUAUAUAUGCAACCAGAAUUAGAAUACUUAGAGUUAUUAUUCAAUAGAAUUGAUACUUAUAGAGAUAUAUUUAUGGAAGAGGAGUAGAAAAAGACUUUUAAAUACUCAAAGAUCUUAGCUAUAGAAUAAAUCAAAUGAUAAAACAAUACGUUUAUUUAUAGAAAAUAUUUAAGACUUAAAAUCUAUCAAUUAUGGUACUAUUUAAUAAGAACUAAAAUAAAUUAAAGUUAAUGAUUAUAAUAAUGAUUGUUACAUUUGGUACAUCUCAUUGCGAUCUAUUAAUGAGUUCUAUUAAAUUAAUACUAGAUGGCCAAUUUAAAAUAAGAGUAUAGUUUAAUCAAAAUCAUUUAUAUAUCUGCACUUUAUAAUUAUAAAACAUAGUUGA